AUGGAUUCAGACUGCGACACGAGAAGCUGGCCUCCAGUAGGAGUAGAUAUCUCCUCGGAUAAUAGCUACCGUACCUACAAAGACGACCAGAACCCAGAACUCCUAUUCGACAAGGCCAUGGGAUACCUCGACCACAUAACAGCGAACCACAGGGCGUACUACAGGACUCCGAACUACAAAGAGAACAUUGUCAAACGGGUCAAUGAUUCACUGAUUAACGCCAUAUACGGGAGUAAUAUGAUAGAGCGGGCCGGACUAUGCUGGCCAGACACAUUUAAUCACUGCAACGAAGUUCUUCGAGGGGUGGACCCCGAGGUAGACAGUGAUUCAGACAAUAUCCAAGGCCUGCGCGAAGUCGUGAAUCAUAUGCGAGCCUAUCAGCAUAUCCUUCGCCGAUUUGUUUUUGAAGGAGAAGACAUGUCGGAAGCUCUUAUCAAGGACACGCAUUCGAUCCUCUGUAAAGGGAUUCCUAUCAACGACCCCGAAUAUCCAGAGGUGCCCUACGAGGGGUAUGCUGGCAAAUAUCGCACAGUUCAUGUGGGGGCGGGCGGCACCAUGUUUGUCACACCCAAGUUCGUUCCAGCCAAAAUGACCGAAAUGUGCGCCGAGCUCAAGAAGGAACUCGAUGAAGGGAGUCAAGGCUUGGACCCAUUUUCAGUUGCUUCAAAAUACUCGCUGAGAUUCGUCGAGAUACAUCCGUUUCUGGACGGCAAUGGGCGUAUGUGCCGGAUGAUUCUCAACGCUAUUUUAUUCCGAUAUCUUGGCGUCGUUGUGUCGAUUGGGGGGUCUGCUAAAGAUCGGGUUGAGUACUUGAACAUCAAGAAGCGCUCUUCGAGGGAUAUGGAAGGGCACGGGGAAUAUGCCACUUUUGUACUGGAUAAGGGAGUGAUAGCUCUCAAAGACUUGCAGCAGGGAUUUCAGUGGUAUUAG
Messenger RNA from Fusarium venenatum, 930 nucleotides. RefSeq names its product fido domain-containing protein. The record is from RefSeq and is a predicted model, not a curated record. Lineage: Eukaryota; Fungi; Ascomycota; Sordariomycetes; Hypocreales; Nectriaceae.